Messenger RNA from Saitoella complicata NRRL Y-17804, 1539 nucleotides. RefSeq names its product SERINE/THREONINE protein phosphatase 2B catalytic subunit. The record is from RefSeq and is a predicted model, not a curated record. NCBI's taxonomy places the organism in Eukaryota, Fungi, Ascomycota, Saitoellomycetes, Saitoellales, Saitoellaceae. The coding region runs from base 1 to 1539 and encodes 512 amino acids. The transcript is spliced from 3 exons. Gene Ontology annotation, biological process: calcineurin-mediated signaling; fungal-type cell wall organization. Gene Ontology annotation, cellular component: calcineurin complex; cytoplasm. Gene Ontology annotation, molecular function: calmodulin-dependent protein phosphatase activity; calmodulin binding.
AUGGAUGACGGCACCGUCGUCUCAACGCUCGAACGCGUCGUGAAGGAUACCCAAGCGCCCGCGACCCACAUCCCCGCCGACGAGGACUUCUUCACCGACGAGACGCGAACGAAGCCCAAUCUCGCGUAUCUGAAGAACCACUUCGUCAGGGAGGGACGACUGAGUGAGGAACAGGCUUUGUGGAUCUUGGAGAAGGGAACGGAGAUUUUGAAGACGGAGCCGAAUUUGUUAGAGGUUGAGGCGCCGGUUACGGUUUGUGGUGAUGUUCAUGGGCAGUUUUAUGAUUUGAUGAAGUUGUUUGAGGUUGGUGGAGAUCCAGCAAACACAAGAUAUCUCUUCUUGGGUGACUACGUCGACCGUGGAUACUUCUCCAUCGAAUGUGUUCUGUACUUGUGGUGUCUCAAGAUCCACUACCCAACAACCCUCUGGCUCCUCCGCGGAAACCACGAAUGCCGACACUUGACAGACUACUUCACCUUCAAACUUGAAUGCAAACACAAAUACUCCGAAUCCAUCUACGAAGCCUGUCUCGCCUCCUUCUGCUCCCUCCCCCUCGCCGCAGUCAUGAAUAAACAGUUCCUCUGCAUUCAUGGUGGACUGUCUCCCGAGUUGCAUACCCUCGAUGAUUUGAAGAAUUUGGACCGGUUUAGGGAGCCACCGACGCAUGGGUUGAUGUGUGAUUUGCUUUGGGCGGAUCCGCUUGAGGAGUUUGGGAGCGAGAAGGGGAACGAGUUUUUUGUGCAUAAUCACGUUAGAGGGUGUUCGUAUUUCUUUUCCUAUGCGGCUGCGUGUGCGUUUUUGGAGAGGAAUAACCUGUUGUCGAUUAUCCGGGCGCAUGAGGCUCAAGAUGCUGGGUAUCGCAUGUAUCGGAAGACGAAGACGACCGGGUUCCCAUCUGUGAUGACGAUUUUCUCGGCGCCAAACUACCUCGACGUCUACAACAACAAAGCCGCCGUGCUCAAAUACGAAAACAACGUCAUGAAUAUCCGACAAUUCAACUGCACGCCUCACCCCUAUUGGCUCCCCAACUUCAUGGACGUGUUUACGUGGUCUCUUCCAUUCGUUGGCGAGAAGGUUACGGACAUGCUCCUUGCCAUUCUCAACAUCUGCUCCAAAGAAGAAUUGGAAGAAGAGACACCUACCUCCGUCGGCCCCGCGACUCCCUCUUCUGAGGGCUUGACCCAAGCCGAACGCGACGAACGCCGCCGCGCAAUCAAAAACAAAAUCCUCGCAAUCGGGCGUAUCUCCCGCGUCUUCACCGUCCUCCGCUCCGAAUCCGAAUCCGUAAACGAACUCAAAUCACUCUCCGCAUCAUCGCGUCUUCCCGCCGGCACACUCAUGCUUGGCGCAGAAGGUCUCAAGAAGGCCAUUUCAAGUUUCGAUGAGGCUAGGAGACUGGAUUUGAAAAAUGAGAGGUUGCCGCCGAGUGGGGAGGAGGUGGAGAAAGUUAGGGAGGAGGCGUUGGAGGAGAGGGUUGCUGAGGCGGUUGCGGGGAGGGAUGAGAGGGUUGAGGGGAUUGCGAGGAGGUUGAGUAUGUGA